UUGUAGCCCCUCUCCCGGGUAACCUGUCGGCUGGCAGGCACUGAAUAGUGACCCGCUGGCUGCCGCCGACCAUACCAUUCAAACUUCCAACAGGGGAAGGUGAGCGCCAUGGGAAGGCAGAGGCAGUCAAACCCUCCCCCUGCGCCUCCCGAGUCCCCCACCCCUGAGAGGGCUCCGAGGAGACAGGCUGGAGCGAGGAGGUGGGAAGGCUGGGGGGCAUCCCUGCACCUCUGGACAGCUCCCCUCUGCCUCUUCCCAACCCAGCUGCCGUCCCUACUCCCUUAGCUAUCCCCUCCCCGAAGACAGGGCCCCAACUCUUCCAGACAAAGCCAGGUCCAGCUGGGGAGUGACGGGGAGGCCACUCUGCCCGUGGGCUGCAGGGCACAGCAGAGCCCGGGCAGGGCUGGGGUCACAGGCUCUUCGGGACUCCCUUGCACAGCAGAGAAGACCUCUCCACGGAACUCCGGAUGGCUGGGGGCUGGCUCUGAGGAACCAUGAGCACAGAGGGCCCCAGCCUCACCAGCUCCCCAGCCAUCAGCCCCCUCGCCUUUCUCUCAGCUCCCGUCACUCCCGGGACCCUUGCAGAGGCAAUCGGCCCCCUCCCCAUGCUCAUCGCCCUGGCCUGCAUCUUCCUCCUGCUGGCCACCUGUCUGCUGUUCAUGACACUCUGUAAGCCGGCAGCGCUGGACCCGAGCCGCCGCAGGGCUCGUGAGUGCAUGCCCCACCACCCCGGGAGCCCCAGUGAGCCCCAGCUCCGGCUCUGGAAGCGCCUGGGCUCGCUGCGCCUCUCCCUGAACAGUUUCCGUCAUGGCCGGCCCACCACCCCUCGACAGCCCCUGCCAGGCCCUGGUGACAGCCAUGGCGACUGCGACCGCACGGAAUCGACCAAGAUGUGACGGGGUGUCCAUACACAUGCCCCCUAGGUCCUGCAGAUCCUCCUGCCUCAGACAGAGACCAGUGCUGCAGGCUGCAAGAAGACAGUGGCCCAAGCAGCCUGGGCCACCUCCCCUCCAGAAGCUCCCUGCAUGCCCAGGCCAGUGCCCUUUCCCAGAGAUGGUCCUCGGAAGAGAACUUUCCUCUCUGCAGACUCCCUAGCUGCUGCUUGCUGAAGAUUUCCUGUCAAGAGAUGGGCACUUGUGGCCAUCUGGGCCUUUGGCUUGAGGCUCCACAGGGGACAACCUAGGACUCAUAACCACCUCCUAGAAGCAGCACCCUCGCUCCCCACAGAAGCCUUGCUCUCCAGGUACCAAAGCCCAGCUUGCGGAAGUUGCCGAAUGGCAAAGGUUCCCUUUGGCAGAGUGAAAUGCUCAGCCUCCACCAGAGCCAAGGUACUGCCCUGCUAUCUGUGCUGGCCCAGUGCUGGGGCAACACCCCAAGGCUCCCUUCCUUGGGUUUCCUGGGCACUGCCUCCCUCCUGGGAUCCGAUGCCUUGGCCCUGGCUGGGAAGAGGGGCAAACGGGGGUUCUCCAAGCACAGUCUUGGCAGCCGUCUUGGUGGCCCCUCUUCCGGGCACUCACCCAGUCCAGUUAGGAUCAAUCAGGAAAGGACUGAGGAUGGGUGAGGAGGCUCCCUUCAGAGGCCAGGGCAGGUGCUGUGACAGAGCAUCAAGAGGAAGGACACUGCCAGCAGCUGGAGGUGACGCCACCGGGGCUCGGAGGAGGACAGCUUACAGCGGCUCCACAACUCACCCAGGGAAAGAGGCAGCUUCCCCGAGGGUGGGAUGGUCCAGACCUUUCCAGGACAGCUGUGGGGCCCCAGGCCCGGCCCACACUUAGGGAUGCUAUCUGUGUUUUUGGAGAGUGCUUUGCUGACUACCUGUCAAAGCAGUCCCACCCCAGGAUGGCUUUUCAGAAUCCCAAGCCCUUGCUUCACCUCUCCCCACAAGGCCAAGGUGAAACACUUUGGUCAGGUCCCAAAUUUGAAGGGUGGGCAGAGGGAGGACUUGGGCCGCCACGCUCCUGUUGCAGUCAGCCGACAAGGAUCGCGCCACAAAACUGCCCCUGGCUCUCUCUUCAACUCCUUUCCGGGAAAGGAGUGCAGUCAGCCAAGUCUUCCCAGGGAGUGAGCUGUGUGGCUUGCCACUCUGCAGCUCUAAAACCUUCACUGGCUCCCUAAUGUCAAAUGGAUACAGCCAAAGCUCCCCAGCCCAGGGCGCAGUGCCCUCUGCGAUCAGGCUUCAACAAAUCUUUCUAGCAUCAUCUUGAUCCAAAACUCCAGGCACACUGAACGACCUGUCACCCCGACUGUGGCUUAUGCUUCACACACACCCACUCUGUGAAGCCCUCCUGCCUGGACCCACCCCCACUCUCUCCCACCUCUCUUGGGGAGGACAAGGAACAUUCUCUUGGCAGCAUGAGUCCUUCUUGUCUACGUCUUCUCUUUCCUACCAGCCUGGGAGCUUGCAGAAGGCCAGCCCUCGUCCAACCCCUCGCUUUGACUCCCCAGUUUUGUGCACAGAAGUAUGAGGCCUCUGUGUACAGAGGGAAGAGUGGCCCAGCCGGGGGGUGUCCCCGCCCUCUCAGGCAGGAGUCUGGCGGGAGCUGGCACAACACAGAGCCCCAUCUUCCCUGAGAUGCCCCUAGAUAGAUUUCUCUCCAAGCAGACCCUGUUGGAAAAGCCUACUUCCUUCCAAGCCAAUCUGAUCCCAAAAAGUGAGUCCAGCUUUACAAGAAACUUAGAGGACCUCGGAGAAGUCAUCCUGAGACUGCAUUUCUCCCUGAGAAAUGGGGAGGAAUCAGUGCUGCCCUAUAUUAACUCGCGAGCUCGAGGAUUUCAGUAUGAGUGGUAUUGUGUAAAUAGAAACCGAUCCCUUGGGUUUAGAAAGUGGGGCAGGCUUCCUCCCUCAGGGUUUUGUCCCUUCCUCCCUUCUGGCUCAGUAAUCUCUUCCUGGUUUGCUUCCCCUGGGGCCUCCCUGCGUAUCCCAGGCUGGAUUCAGCCUGUAGCCAUCCAUCCCACCAGCAGGCCCUGCUUGCCACUAGCAUUCUCUUCCUGGAGGUUGGGGUAGGGGAUGAGGCUGCCUAGAGGCCUGAAGAAGGAAAAGCCCAGGAGUGGGAGGGGCUCUCAAUUGGGUUUCAGGUGCCAGGCCAGGGGGUAUGCUCCAAGUCCUCACCAGCUGAGGCCCUGAUAGAGAGAACCCUCUCCUUCUCCUUCUGGAGCCAGCCACCACACUCUCUCAAAUCCCCAGGGCUUUCUGGCUCUCUGUGUUUCUCGGAGUCAGCUCCCUGCUCCCCAGCCCUUUCCUGCCCGCCUCCUGGUCCCAAUGUAGGGAAGCGAGCAUUGCCAGCCUCCCACGCUUCUGCCCCUCCCAAGCCUGGGAGCCUGCCCCAGUGAGCAGGUCCAGAUUCGCUGUUUGGCUCAGCCUCCUAGUUUGAAACCCCAUAGCUGGUAAAGAGACUCAUUCAUUCCGGGCCUCCCUCCCCACCCAGCAACUGAGGCCUCUAGGCAGGAGUGGGGGGGCACAUAGAUCGUUUUCAGGGUCCUCCCCUCUCUCCCUCUGAGCCUUGGAGCUGUUGUGCCUGCUCCCUGGGCAAAGGAGCCCUUUCUUCUUGGGCCUGUUUACUUCCCGAGAGAGGAGCCUUGGCCAAGGGCGCUGUGAAAGCAGCUCUGUUCUGGGCCUUGCUGGGCCCUGGCUCGCUCCUCAACUCCUUUCCGGGAAAUUGUGACAUCUCCUUCUCCCUCCUACUCUGAAAGGCCCUUCUGGGUGGGGUGGGAGAUGUGGAGGGGGAGGCCAAGGCUUCUUUCUGUUUGUGGGGAGCCAGAGCCCUGUCCUUAGCUCUGCAACCUGGGGGCCUACACUCCCUGGGAUGGGAGGGGGCCUGGGUUCCCCUUUCCCCACAGCACCUUCCAGAGCAGCAGACCCACCCUGGGUACUUGCCUGGUUCCGCCCCUGGUGCCACUGAGCAUAUGCCCUCAGGGCUGUGUGUGGCCCCACCUCUCCCCGCCCACCGCCUCGCCCAGGAGCCACGGGCCACCUGCCUGCACGAUGCUGUGGCCUUCGGGGAUGUCCUCAGGGACGCUGGCCUCAUAGCUGCUCUGCAGAAAGAUGGGCCGGUUGUCAUUCACAUCCAGGACGGUGACGAACACAGUGGCUGUGCCUGUGUGCCGCUUCCCUACAGGGCCGUUGUCUGUGGGAGUUGAAGGAGGACAGGUGUUAGCAGCUGCCUGAGACAGGGGCACACUUCCUGCGCCUUUGCACACUCCUGGGCAUCAGCCAGAGAGGUGCUGUGUUCUGCCCCACCCGCCUUAGACUUUGCAAAGGCGACUUCCUUUUUAGCUUAGGAAUACCACCAACAGUGUCUGAUGCUUAGAUAGCACCGUGUGCCAGGCAUUCUUCCAACCCCUUCAGUCCUCACAGCAGCCCCAUGAAGCAGGCACUACUACUGUCAUCCCCAUUUUACAGAGGAGGUAACUGAGGCACUCAAGUGGAUUGAAUGAUGGCUCCCAAAAAAGACAGACCCAUGUUAAAUCCCUGGGAAGCUGUGAAGGUUAAUUUAUUUGGAAAGGGGCCUUUGAAAAUGUACAUUAGGGAUCUUGAGACUUGAUCACCCUGGAUGAUCUGGGUGGCCCACAAAUCCAAUGGCAAGUGUCCUUAUGAGAGAAAGGCAGAGGGAGGUUUGAGAAAGAGAGGAGGCCGUGUGCAGAUGGAGGCAGAGGCAGGACUGAUGCUGCCACAAGCCAUGGAAUGCCUAGCGACUCCAGAAACUAGCAGAGUCAAGGACCGAUUCUCGCCAGAGCCUCUGGAGGAAGCAUGACCCUGCCCACAGUUUAAUUUCUAACCUCUGGCCUCCAGAACCAAGAGAGAAUACACUUCUGUGGUUUUAAGACACCACGUUUGUGGUAGUUUGUCAUGGCAAAUUUAGGACGCAGAUACAGGUACUCAGAGCAAAAAGCCCACUGCUGUCAGGAGCGGCAGGCGUAGCGCCCAGGUCCAACACCUGGGUGGGCCCUUGAGGGGCAGCUGUCCUCCACUCCACAGCGGACAGGAAGAAUGUGGGCCCAGGGACGCCAGAUCUCCUGGUUGCUCAUGAGAAAUUGAACUUCUGAGCUUUUCAAUAAAAUCUCCUGAUUUAAAAAUAUUCA
Cebus imitator (Panamanian white-faced capuchin) is the source of this 5079-nucleotide messenger RNA. It is a transcript of the gene CUNH10orf105, whose product is annotated as chromosome unknown C10orf105 homolog. Lineage: Eukaryota; Metazoa; Chordata; Mammalia; Primates; Cebidae. The coding region runs from base 495 to 896 and encodes 133 amino acids. The record is from RefSeq and is a predicted model, not a curated record. The transcript is spliced from 2 exons.